UGCCGUUAAUGAAAAAGAGUUCAAUAACUUCCAUCAAUGCAGCAAGAAGAAAAAAAUAGCAGUUUUUGGGUCUUAAAAAUGCAGCAAGAAGAAAAAAGAGAAGAGAUUGGACUACUUAAAAGGAGUAAAUCAUGUAAAUGCCAAUUAUCUACAUAUUAUGUGGUUUUUUUUCGAAGAUACGCAAAAGAUUAGAAAAAGAAAAAGUAAAGAAAGCAAACACAAGAACAAAAAUAAAAAGCAAUAAAAUACAAGAAAAAAGAGUUAAAGCCCGCGUCACUCCUCCAAAUCUAGUAUUCCUCUUCUCCUCCAAAUACUAAUCAAAUCUGUUCAACACAUACCCACUCUCUCUCAAGAACUCAGCUUUACUGUGUUCAAAUGUUCGGCUCCAACAACUUCAUGGGUCAGAGAAGAAAAUGCCUAGUGCUUCUCUUUCUUUUCAUGCUUCAAACCCUCUUCUUCUCCAACAGUUUAUCUGCUUGUCUAAAUGGAAGUUGCCAGCUUGCAGAGCCAUGUUCCAUGGCAUCUGAUUGUGGGUCUGGUUUAUUCUGUGGCAACUGCCCUCCUACUGGGAAUACUCAACCUAUUUGCAUCAGAGGUCAAGUAGUCCAGCCCACAUCAAUUAUGAAAGGAUUACCCUUUAACAAGUACUCAUGGUUGGUGACCCAUAAUUCAUUUUCUAUUGUCAAUGCACCAUUACUCCUUGGUGUGCAAAGAGUGACAUUUUACAACCAAGAAGAUACUGUUACCAAUCAGUUAAUGAAUGGUGUGAGGGGAUUGAUGUUGGACAUGUAUGACUUUGAAGAUGAUAUAUGGCUGUGUCAUUCUUUGCGUGGCCAGUGCUUCAACUUCACAGCUUUCGAACCUGCUCUUAAUACUUUGAAGGAAGUGGAAGCAUUCUUGAGUAAGAACCCGACAGAGAUUGUGACUAUUAUUAUUGAGGACUACGUUCAUACUCCUAACGGGUUGACAAAGGUGUUCACGGCAGCUGGGUUACAGAAGUAUUUGUUUCCAGUUUCAAAAAUGCCAAAAAAUGGUGAAGAUUGGCCUACUGUGACUGACAUGGUUGCCGAUAAUCACCGUCUUCUGGUUUUCACCUCUAUUGCUUCAAAGGAGGCUGACGAGGGAAUUGCCUAUCAGUGGAGAUACAUGGUGGAAAACGACUCUGGAGAUCCUGGAAUCGUGCAAGGCACAUGUCCACACAGACCGGAAUCAGAGCAGCUGAAUUCACGAAAGGCAUCUCUGUUUUUUCAGAACUACUUUCCUACCUAUCCAGUCGAAGACGAAGCAUGUAAAGAACAUUCAGUUGGUCUUUAUGAGAUGGUUGGUGCCUGUUACAAAGCAUCAGCUGGAAUGAUGCCGAACUUUCUUGGAGUGAACUUUUACAUGAGGAGUAAUGGAGGAGGUGCUUUUGAUGUUGUGGACAGAAUGAACGGGCAGAGCUUAUGUGGCUGUAGUACUAUCACUGCCUGCCAGGCUGGAGAACAUGUAGGUUCUUGCAAGAACACCACCUCAGCUAAUAAAAGCCCUUCAGCUACAGCUAACGGGCAUGGCAGCUUUGACGGAUAUGUUCAAUUAUCAGGAUCGUCUUCGCCUGCCCAUUUCAUGAAUAUCAUCAUUUUCAACUUGAUUUAUUUUUCCAUAGUGGUGACUUUGUUGUAACUACUCUUCUUGACAUGAGAAUUCAGACGAUAAAUUAUUAGUGAGCUUUCCAUCUACCAUAGGUCUUUUAUAUUGUCUUAGUUUAACAUAUUUCAAGUUGACUACAUCUAUGUAAUUUAUAGUGGAAGGUUGGACAUCAUUAUAGAACUUUCAGCAUCUAGAGCUAGUUGCUGAAGUUGCGGAAUGUAAUUGAAGAAGGGUAAGAACCUUCUACGAAGUUAACAGAACUAGGUCCUUUUUGUGCUGUGUGUGAGAGUUCUGGGUUAAGACAGGUCAAGUGAGUUUCUGCCAGGUCUCAUUCAUGGUUCAGGUUGUGUAAAGUUGAGAUGUAGUGGAACUGGAAAUCAUAUAGUUCGAUCAGUUUAUUCAGGAAGUUCCCCUUGUCUCCAUCAUUGGGUUCUUUUUUGUUGGAACUUUUGUGCAACUUAAAUCUGCCACGAUUUAUUGCUAGUGAAGUAUAUGCUUGUGUGCGGCUAUUGGUCUUUCUUUUACAUAUUUACAUAUUGAUCCUCGCCUUUUAACACCAGUGAUCUCCAUCUGGAUCUUGAAAAUAUAAAAUGAACUGGAAAUGAUGAAACACAGUUUUUCAGUUUA
This is a messenger RNA of Papaver somniferum (opium poppy), 2253 nucleotides long. Its product is annotated as PI-PLC X domain-containing protein At5g67130-like. Bases 376 to 1659 code for a protein of 427 amino acids. Gene Ontology annotation, biological process: lipid metabolic process. The transcript is spliced from 9 exons. The record is from RefSeq and is a predicted model, not a curated record. Gene Ontology annotation, molecular function: phosphoric diester hydrolase activity. NCBI's taxonomy places the organism in Eukaryota, Viridiplantae, Streptophyta, Magnoliopsida, Ranunculales, Papaveraceae.